CUGACUGAGCUCCAGGCUUCAGGCUCAAUCUGCGGCCAGCAGCAGAGGUGGUGGGGAGGAGAGGAACAUUUGAUCCAAUACUUUAUUCCUCCUGUGGCUUCUUUCACUGGGGCAGGAAGAACAAAAGACGGACAGCUGCAUGAUAAGAGGCGCCAGCUCUCUCUCAUCUCGACUGUGAGCCGGGCUAGCUUGAUGCUCCGUUCAGCCUGCUAGCCUUUGUGGCAGGGCUGUCCAUGCAUCCGAGGAGCCCCUAAACAACCCGGGCUGGGAGAAGCCUCGGCUUUUUUUUUUUUUUUGCCUUGACAGUCUGCAAAAAACAUUCUCCGAGUGGGCAGACAGCAGCAUCCCUGUCAGCUCUAGUGCGCACCCAGAAAGAGGCUUCCCAGUGAGGAGCAUCUUCGCCUGGGCACGGUUUCACGUCGUCGCCUGUCUGCAACCUCCAGCUUGACAGGACCAAGAGGCGAUUGAUGACUAAUAAUCUUUCAAGAUAGGCAACAAUGUUGUGCACCGUGGCCAACAUGUUGGCAACAGGAUUGCUUUUCUUGGGAUUGUUGCACAGUUUGGAAGUAUUCUCUCCGGCAAGGGCAAUUGAUGCUCCAAAGACUUGCAGCCCGAAGCAGUUUGUGUGCAAGGACGGGGUGACGUGUAUCUCUAAAGGCUGGCGCUGCGACAGAGAGAAGGACUGCCCCGACGGCUCUGAUGAGGAGCCUGAUGUUUGUCCGCACAGUACCGUAUCGCGGUGCCCCCCUAACGAGUUCCAGUGUGGCGGGACGGAGCUAUGCAUCCACAUGAGCAAACUGUGCAACGGGGCUUCAGACUGUACUGACGGCUGGGACGAGGGACCACACUGCAGAGUGUUUGUGUCCAACUGUUCGCUCCAGGGUUGUCAGGAGAGCUGUGCGGUGACUCCAUCAGGCCCUGCUUGUUUUUGUAAAAGUGGUUUUGAGAUCAGCCCGGAUGGAAAGACAUGCAAAGAUUUUGACGAGUGCAGUGUGUAUGGGACCUGCAGUCAGUCCUGUACCAACACUGAAGGCUCCUACGCCUGCUCCUGUGUGGAGGGGUACUUGUCCCAGCCAGACAACCGCUCAUGCAAAGCCAAGAAUGUACCAGUAGACCGGCUGCCUGUCCUGCUGAUUGCCAACUCCCAGAACAUCCAAGCCACCUCCCUGAGCGGCACCACGGUCCACAGCCUGCUGUCCACCAGCACCAAACAAACCACAGCCAUGGACUUCAUCUACGCCCAGGAGAGUGUCUGCUGGAUCCACGUAGGAGACGCCCCCUCCUCCACACACCUCAAAUGUGCCAAGAUCCCCAAUCUGAAGAGCUUCACAGAGGAGAGAAUCAUCAACAUCUCCCUCAGCCUGCACCGUGAGUACAUCAGCAGCAAAAAGCCCCUUCCCCCUGGUACAUUUACAAAGUACAGCAUGAUCUGCACAGGCCGGAGUACACACAGUGAAGUUAUUCACACAUAACAUACCAUAUAAUAC
Messenger RNA from Gymnodraco acuticeps, 1487 nucleotides. RefSeq names its product low-density lipoprotein receptor-related protein 1-like. Bases 498 to 1472 code for a protein of 324 amino acids. The record is from RefSeq and is a predicted model, not a curated record. Gene Ontology annotation, molecular function: protein binding; calcium ion binding. NCBI's taxonomy places the organism in Eukaryota, Metazoa, Chordata, Actinopteri, Perciformes, Bathydraconidae. The transcript has 6 exons.